AAUGCGACGCAGAAGCAGCUGAAAAAGACCCAGAAUAACAUGAUUUAUAUGAGUUUUUUGGUCAGGGCUGAGUUUACUGGAGGCGCUGCAGAUGUCCCCCGGCUAGUGUUGCUGACUCCACACGUUUUUGGUUAUGCGGCCAACAAGAGUCUGCUCGGGGGAGGUGGAGUGGACGGAGCCAUCCACCGGGCUGCGGGUCCCCUGCUCAAGAAGGAGUGCGCCUCCCUCCGCGGCUGCGAGACGGGAGAGGCCAAGAUCACCUGUGGCUACGGCCUCCCGGCAAAGUAUGUGAUCCACACCGUGGGGCCGAUUGCCCAGGGAGGAGUUAGUGAGCAGGAGAGGAGGGCUCUGAGGUCCUGCUACAGGAACAGUCUGCUGACUGCCACCGAAAACGCUGCUCGAUCUGUGGCGUUCCCGUGCAUCUCCACUGGAAUCUACGGAUAUCCACCUGAACAGGCGGUGCACGAGGCGCUAGCAGCCGUGAGGGAGUUCCUUGAUGCGCAUCAUGACAAGCUGGACAGAGUCAUCUUCUGCGUUUUCCUGCCGACGGAUAAGGAGCUGUAUCUGCACAACCUCCCGCUCUACUUCCCUCCUGAGGCCACUAUCAGGAGUAAGCUCUGAACGAGGGCAUCUCUCAGGCUCGGUUGCUGUGGAUACGCACCGCCGCAUCCGGAUUCCUCCUCCAGAUCAAGACCUUCUCCUGCAAGAAGAUGGCUUUUUUUUUUUCUUUUUUUUUCUCACAUGCUGAUUAGUUUUUCUGCUUUAGAGAGGUGUUGUGAUUAAGGUGGGAAAUGAUGUUAACUGUUCUUAUUAAAAAUCUACCUAAAGUUGCAUUAAACCUGUGAUCUGUUGCCCCCUCCUCCACCAAUCACGUGUCCUGUGUGCUUUAGCAUUCGGAUUCCAAUUAAAUGUGUGUGUAUGUGAGAAACAUGACAAAAGCUUAUUAAAGCGAACCUCGCAGGCC
Fundulus heteroclitus (mummichog) is the source of this 964-nucleotide messenger RNA. Its product is annotated as mono-ADP ribosylhydrolase 1. Gene Ontology annotation, biological process: purine nucleoside metabolic process; peptidyl-glutamate ADP-deribosylation; DNA damage response. The record is from RefSeq and is a predicted model, not a curated record. The transcript has 8 exons. Gene Ontology annotation, cellular component: nucleoplasm. NCBI's taxonomy places the organism in Eukaryota, Metazoa, Chordata, Actinopteri, Cyprinodontiformes, Fundulidae. Bases 40 to 621 code for a protein of 193 amino acids. Gene Ontology annotation, molecular function: ADP-ribosylglutamate-[protein] hydrolase activity.